Molecule: messenger RNA, 1191 nt
Organism: Triticum turgidum subsp. durum (durum wheat)
Lineage: Eukaryota; Viridiplantae; Streptophyta; Magnoliopsida; Poales; Poaceae
Source: the annotation of a GenBank genome assembly
AUGAGGCGUGAGGAGGGUGAGACGAGUAGUAGCAUCCCCCCGCAUCCCCACUCGCCGGUGGUGGGGCCCCUCGAAGAUGAUGACCUUCUCUUGGAGAUCCUCCUUCGCCUGCCCCCGCAGCCGUCGUCCCUCCCUCGUGCCUCCGCCGUAUGUAGGCGAUGGCGCCUCCUCGUCACGGACCCAGGCUUCUCCCGCCGCUUCCGUCGCUACCACUGCCGCAACAUUCCCAUUAUUGGUUUCUACAACCGACAUCUUCCAGACAUCUCCUUCGUACCUACUCUGAAGGGCCCAGACUGUAUCCCACCUAGGCGAUUGUCCUUGCAGCCUCAGCGUGACGACCAAAGCUUCUCCACCUUUGGAUGCCGCCAUGGCCUCGUACUGGUCCAUGUCCGACACUUCAAACCGCUAAAGCACCAUAUUCUGGUGUGGGAUCCUAUCACUGAUGAGCAACACAACCUUGGCAUUCCCCUGGGGAUCGAUACGGGAAACCGAUUCAAUGGAGCAGUGCUUCGGGCUACAGGAGAUUUUGACCACUUCCAGGUGGUCUUGAUAGGCAACAGCGACGAAAGACGAGCGGUCGCAAGUGUUUACUCAUCAGAGACCGGUGUAUGGAGCAAUCUCGUUUCAACAUCAACAUCGUUGCCACUAAUGGACACUACAGACCCUUUUUCCGACUGGUGUUUUAACGGUAUAUCCUUUGAACCCGCUGUGCUGGUUAGGAAUUCCCUAUACUGGCUGCUUGGAGCGGACUCGGUUGGAAUUCUCGAGUUUGAUUUGGAGAGGCAAAUCCUUGCUGUGAUAGGGUUGCCGGUGCGUGUGGGUGUUGGGAGUGAGAGUAGGAGCAAUGAUCGGUUCUCAAUUACGCAAGCAGAAGAUGGUGGGUUGGGUUUCCUCUCGCUGUCAGGCUUCAGCGCCAAAUUAUGGAAGAGGAAGACCAAAUAUGAUGGUAUUGCUUCAUGGGUGAUGGAAAAAAAUAUUGAACUGGACAAACUACUAAAAAUUCCCAUGGAUCCAAAUAGAAAUGAACACGUUAUUAAGGUAAUUGGGUUUGCCGAGAACAAUAAUGCGGUGUUCUUGUACACAAAAAUCGGCAUCGUCGCGAUCCAUCUCGAGUCGUUGCAGUUCAAGAAGCUUCCUGGAUCUAGGAGUGUUGCUUACUAUUAUCCAUUUGAAAGUGUAUGGUGUAUGUGA